AAAGCGUGCGUCACUGCCGUGCUGGCAAGGGGAGCUUGCAAAAGGCUGCGCUCAUUCAUGCAAUAGGCGGCGCGCAGGAUGGAGCCUGGGAAGGGGGCAAGCGUGCUUGUGGGAGGCGGGGCUUCGCACCAGUGACUUGCUGGAGGGUCAUGUGGAGUGCCUUGCAGGGGAGGCUGUGGCUUGCGAGGAAUCCUGGCACCUCCAAGGUGUUCUGCAGGUCGUACUGCCGAGCCGCGAAGAGGGACACCAUCUUUGCCCUGUCUUCGGGCCAAGGGAAAUGCGGGGUGGCCGUGAUUCGAACCAGCGGCCUGGCCAGCAGCAUGGCCCUGGUCCGCCUCACGAGGGCGGAGGUGCCUCCUCCGAGAGUGGCCACGCUGCGGCGGAUCUGCGACCCCCGGUCUGCCGAAACCCUGGACUGCGGCCUCGUCUUGUGGUUCCCAGGGCCGGGCAGUUUCACGGGUGAAGACAGCGCAGAGUUCCACGUCCACGGAGGGCCGGCUGUGGUGAGCGGCGUCUUGAAGGCUUUGGGCUGCCUCCCUCUGCUGCGCCUUGCCGAACCCGGGGAGUUCACCAAACGGGCCUUCCAGAACGGCAAGCUGGACUUGACCGCGGCGGAAGGCCUAGGGGACUUGAUUCAUGCCGAGACGGAAAGCCAGCGCCGGCAGGCUCUCCGCCAGAUGGAAGGGGACUUGGGGCGCCUCUACCGGCGUUGGAGUGACACCCUCACAAAGGCCUUGGCCCACCUUGAAGCCUACAUUGACUUCAGCGAAGACGACAACAUUGAGGAGGGGGUCCUUGCUCAAGUGGAAGAGGCCGUUGAGGCAUUGGAGAAGGAGGUGCGGGAGCACUUGCAAGAUGGCCGCCGCGGCGAGAGGCUGAGGGACGGAGUCCAUGUGGUGAUCGCAGGGCCCACCAACGCCGGGAAAAGCAGCCUCCUCAACCACCUAUGUCAGAAGCCGGCAGCCAUUGUUUCCCCCAUAGCAGGGACCACACGGGAUGUGGUGGAGGCGGCGCUGAACAUCUCCGGGUUCCCUGUGGUGCUGAGCGACACCGCAGGGCUGCGGGACACCAGUGAUGUUGUUGAGAUGGAGGGAGUGAACCGGGCUCGGCAGAGGGUGGAGGUUGCUGACCUCGUUCUUGCCGUCCUGGAUGCAGCGGAAGUGGCCCAGAAGCCUAACCAACUGGUCCCUGCCUUGCUGGACAUCCUGCCGCCGGACGAUCCGAAAGGGACCCGGCCGUACUUGCUGGUUCUGAACAAGAUGGACCUGCUAGGCGACAAGGAACGGGCGGAUCUGCGGGCGAACUUUGCCGACUCGGACCUGGCGCCGGCCUGCUUUCUCUCUUGCAAAACGGGAGAAGGGAUCGCUACCUUCCUGAGCGUGUUGGGGAAGCAGCUGGCUGACAUGUGCGGCGACCCUCUCGCAGGCUCCCCCAGCCCCACGCAAGCGCGCCACCAACUCAGCUUAGCCAAAUGUCUAGAGGCCCUAGGGCGCUUUGGCCACUACCGGGCCGUGGAUCUCGCUCUGGCCGCGGAGGAAUUGCGGCAAGCCCGGCGACUGCUGGGACGUCUGACGGGACAGGUGGGGUCUGAAGAGAUCCUGGAGCUCAUCUUCAAGGAUUUUUGCAUUGGCAAGUGAUGGAGUGACGCGACGGGGUGAGCUCCUGUUGCUCGGUCCCAGCUGCUGCCAACCUAGCAGUUCGAAAGC
Messenger RNA from Podarcis muralis (Common wall lizard), 1706 nucleotides. It is a transcript of the gene GTPBP3, whose product is annotated as GTP binding protein 3, mitochondrial. Gene Ontology annotation, cellular component: mitochondrion; cytoplasm. Lineage: Eukaryota; Metazoa; Chordata; Lepidosauria; Squamata; Lacertidae. Gene Ontology annotation, molecular function: GTP binding; protein binding; GTPase activity. The record is from RefSeq and is a predicted model, not a curated record. Gene Ontology annotation, biological process: tRNA methylation; tRNA wobble uridine modification.